AUGGCACCACAAAGUCGUCCAGGGACUGCAGACCCGACGCGAGCACGUUCAGAGACCCUCUCCAGAAACGGUCGCCGCCCGAGAUCGCGAGGGUCAACCGCGAGCAUCCAGUCGAGCACCACCCAACAGACUCACGACCAACAUAUGACCGACAAUUUUUCACCCUUCUUGCCCGCUCAGCCGCCAGCAGGCCAUCAUGUCUUUGGAGCCAAUCCCGAAGACAUGCUAAUGCGUUUCGGUCAACAGUUAUCGCACUCGAAUGCAGGCACACCCCUCGACCGGACUUUGCAGGAGAGCCACCACGCGGUUAUGCAUCGUGCCGACGAAUUUCAGAGCCAAGCACUUCAUGCACAUGUCCUAUCACAUCAUUCACUCCCCCCGGAGAUUUCACCCCACGGUUUGCCUGGGGUCCCUGUUCCCCAAUACCAACCGAUGUAUGAUAGCGGUAUCGAAAACCAUAUCCCGGACCAUGUUCUUGAAGAAAAUGAUAACUCGGAAACUGGGAAAAAGAGAAAAGGGUCUAGUUCAACCCUCGCUAACGAUAACGAAUUACGGAAAUUACUGCGGCAAUACGAGGGGUACAGUCUCAAGGAGAUGGCGGCGGAAGUGCUGAAGCAUGAGGGUGGCGGUGGUAAGGCAGAGAAGGUGAAACAAGUCUUCGCCAUGAUUUGGUUGAAAGAAAACUGCAGGAAAAGCAGUGGCUCUGUGCGGCGCGAUCGUGUCUAUUGCUGCUACGCAGAAAAGUGCGGUACAGAGCGCGUCUCGGUGCUCAACCCUGCUUCCUUCGGAAAACUCGUUCGCAUUAUCUUUCCCAACGUGCAGACCCGGCGACUCGGGGUUCGUGGAGAGUCAAAGUAUCACUAUGUGGACUUGACUGUCAUCGAAGAGAAACAACAGAAACCAGACGCUAUGAGUUCCCAUCUCCCUUCCAACCCGUCUCAGUCAGCGUUGGUCCUAGAACAAAAGGCGGAACCAGCCACUCAACCGAAAAGGCAACCCUCGAUGGAUACUGCCGUCUUCCCUUCUCCAACUACUUCAUUUCCCCCUAGGUUUGCCAUCGGACCAUCUCCUUCGGGGUGUGCUUGCCAGCCUUCAAAUCGAUCUGGCGGAGACUCGGCGAUUACUCUGGAGAAUGUCGCAAGUCAGACGGGGAGAAUUGUCCAUCAGAUGCUGUCCUUGACGCCUUCCGAAGGCCCCUCCGUUGAUAAUGAAUCGCUCCAGCUGCCGGACAUCCAACCAUAUCUACCGGCCAACACGGACACAAAAGUGGCCGCCGCUCUUGCGGCACUAUAUAGGUCUCACUGCAUAUCUGUUAUCGACAGUUUCCGCUACUGCAAGGAGCGAAAUUUGUUGAAAUACUUUUCCGCUUUCCACGGAACAUUAACAGUCCCAGUUCAAAAACUUCUAACGCAUCCUAACCUUGCCCCUUGGAUCAAGGAAUGUGACUGGCUUAUGUAUCAGAAGAUGAUUGCGUUUGUGGCACCCCUCACAACUCAGGUGGUGCCCAAAUUGGUCAUGGACGCGUUCAGCUCCAUUUCUCAACGACUUACCGCGCAUAUUGCCGACACGUUCAAAUCACAACCUGUGCAUGUUUCCCUAGCACGGCUGAUUCCUGCCCAUAUCUUCUGCGGUCUUCUUAAACACAUGCUGGAUGUAAAUCAAGCUGCCAACGCAGCUGCAGCCUGGCUGUGCCAUCCAGAUAACCGAAAUCAAAUGUGGUUCGACUUCAAAACCAUCGUCGAUCCCAAGGAGAUGAUGAGCAAGGCGAACAUACCGGCCUGUGCAGAGCGGGCGACGGAACAAAUUCUUAAACACGACGUCUGGGCACUUCUUACGCCAGUUACAGAUGGCAACCCUUCACUUUGUCAGCCAUUCUUCAAACUCCCAGAUCGAGAAGAAGACAGGCAGGCACGUCGGUUUCCCGUCAAAGAGGCAGAAGGUGAAGAGUACAAUUUCCCGGACAAGUGGAUAUCGUUCAUCCUCAACCUGCCGCUUAUGUUCCCCAAUCACCGCACGCAGUGUAUCAUCGAGAAGAUUGAUGCUAUAUGGGACGCUGUUCUUCAUCGCCUGACGCUCGGCGGUGCCCCGAGUUUUAGUGCCUGGUGGAUGACCAAGGUGUUUUUCCAUGAGAUGAUGGUCUGGCAAGCCGAGAAGGGAGGCUUUAUGAAGAACACGCCCAGCACACUUAAAAACAUGAGCUUCGGCCAGGAACAGGCAGUGAUGGGCAGUUUUCUGUUGAAACAACCCAUCAACUCUAUGCCUCAGGACGGCUCGAGCAUAUCUACUGAUUCCCAGAUGGCCGACGCACGCCAGAGGACAAGCAUGAGUUCCACCACUGGAGCUAGCCUCGACCAAAAUCGAGAACCAGACACAACACACCUAGACAGGCAUACAGAUCAUCUCAUGUCCUCAAAUGAGAAGUCUGUGAAUGGCACAGACUGUGUUACGAGUCUCCAGGCCCCCAAUCAUGAUGAUAGUGCGAUUGAUCUUGACGACGAUUCCAUGCUGAUAGCUGUUGGAAAGUAUGGCGAUAUGAUGGCCUCAGAUCCUGCAGAUGCAGAAGGCGAUGUUGUCGUCAUCUAG
Messenger RNA from Penicilliopsis zonata CBS 506.65, 2583 nucleotides. RefSeq lists its product as hypothetical. NCBI's taxonomy places the organism in Eukaryota, Fungi, Ascomycota, Eurotiomycetes, Eurotiales, Aspergillaceae. The record is from RefSeq and is a predicted model, not a curated record. Gene Ontology annotation, biological process: regulation of transcription by RNA polymerase II. Gene Ontology annotation, molecular function: DNA-binding transcription factor activity, RNA polymerase II-specific; RNA polymerase II cis-regulatory region sequence-specific DNA binding. The coding region runs from base 1 to 2583 and encodes 860 amino acids. The transcript has 3 exons.